GAGUAUUUUUAUUCCAAUUGCAAAAAAAUACGACAAAAAGGACGGCAGAGCACGCACAUCGAGGUGUCAUUCCGAGAAAAGCGCCCAUCGUGCAACUUCGUCGAGGCCGAAGAUGGUUGUACUCGGAAACCUGCUCACAGGGAUCAUCGGCACCGUCGGGGGCUUCUCCCUUGCGCUUGCCGGGUGGUCGCCGUUGUCCCUUGGAUCCCGUCCCCUCUUUUACUUUACGCAGUGCCUUUCGUCGUUUGCCAUGCUGUAUAUGAUUGUCUAUGCAACGAUCGAAUUCGCAUCCCCGUCGACCCAUGAAAUGUGGAGAAUCAUUGUUGCCGCCUGCGUCGGUGGUGCCGCCUCCAUCAUCGCUGCCUUCCUCACGUCCCUCGGGUGUAUUGUUCUGGUUGUCGUAACGGGUCUCAUUGCUGGACCUUGGUUGCUCACGCUUGACACCGUCGCGGCGAAGCUCUUCGUGAACGAAUCAUCGUUCGCCAAGCAAGAGUUUGUCGUCGGGUUUGCCCUCUUGUUUACCCUCCUCUUCUUGAGCUCCUCCAAGACCUCGGACAUCGAGUGUCACCGUUUCAAGUACAUUUUAUUCAGUGCAAUCACCGGCGGGUUCAUCUUUUCGGAUGGUCUCUUCCGCAUCGCCUUUGAUCCUACCCCCUCUCCGUCCAAAGCCGCUUUCGGCAUCAUGGGGUUCAAGAGUGCCGUCGGUGACGUGCUGGCAAACUUUUCCUCUGGUAUCCGCAGUGGCGACCAAUUGGUGAUGUUGGCCAUCUGGGGUGGUGUGAUGGUUGUGGGUCUCCUGAACCAACUGUGCAUGCGGUGGGGCCUUGUGUGCUACAACAAGGUCGGCGCGCAUGUCGGCAUGACGUCGAUCCACGAAGAAACCAUGGAGCUUCCUAGCGGCGCUGCCGCUUCGGCCCCGUUCAUGCACGAACGCACACGUCUCGUGUGCGAAAACUGCUUUGCCACCGUCCCAGCCGGAACUGCAUUCUGCACUGAAUGCGGUGAAGCCAUGCCUGGUGACGACCACGUUCCCAGUGUGUCUGUCUCUCAAGCCCAUCCCCCUUCUGUUGCGAUGGGCACUGACGGCCAAACCCCUGCGAGCUGGCAGCAAAUUCCUAACCGUGCGUACCUCUCGACGACAUCGUUUGUCGACCCCAAGAAGAUGACGGAACACACGACGGAAGGCCGGUCGAUCCGCUUCAUGGACCAAGGCGACAAGCCGUACGCGUCGAGCAUUGGUGGUCGUCCCAACCACUACGAACCAUCUUUCCGAUCGUUCGCCAUGAGCACGUACUCGAUUGCGAACCGUGCAGCCGAACCCGUGGACACGCCCAACAUCCGCAAGUACAAGAUGUCUGGCGGGGGUGCCUUUCACUUGACGUACUUCCUGUCGGCCAUCACGGGCGUCGUGUGGCUUGUGUUUUUGAUCACGUUUUACCCUCGUGAGACUCCCUGCAGCAUCACACAGCCGUCGUUGCCUUGCUCGUUGAUUGAAGAAAGCAUCAAGACAGCUCACAAGUGCUACACAACGUUGGAUCCGAACGGCAAGGACCAAGUCACGAACGAGUUCUACUGCAUCAGGCCGACCCCCGCCGGCGUUUGGUUUUGCUACAUCAUUUUCGUUGGAUCCGAGUACCUCAACUUUUUCCUCGGUCUGCUCUUCAACUUCUCCAUGUGGCGCCCCAUCCGUCGUGGUGCCCGCUACCUCAACGACUUCAAGCCUCCGCUUCCAAAGGAACAGUGGCCAACGGUGGACGUGUUUUUGUGCCAUUAUUCCGAACCUGUCGUGGAUACGAUGGCGACGAUGAAGAACAUUUUGGCGAUGCAGUAUCCUCCGGAACUCCUCCAUGUGUGGGUGUGUGAUGACGGGUACACCAAGUCUGUUUGGGAUGCCAACAACCACUUCAAGGUGACGGUGAACACGAAGAACAUUGAAUUCUGCGGCGACUUGCGCGGCGACUUGGCGCGCAUGAUGCAUGAACGCGUGGUUGGCCCUGUCCAAGACGACGCGUCGUUGAAAGCGUGGCGCCGCCAGCACUCUAGUGUCCGCGAGUUGCGCAAGGAUGGCAGCAAGGGUAUCCAGCGCCGCGAUUGCGCUGUCGGAUCGCUGAGCGACGACUACGAUUACCGGGACCGUGGCCUGCCGCGUGUGACGUUUGUUGGUCGCAUGAAGCCGGAAACUGCCCAUGCCAAGGCCGGUAACAUCAACAACAUUCUGUUCAACGAAGGCGCGGACGGCAAGUACAUUUUGAUUCUCGAUAACGACAUGAAGCCCCACCCCAAGUUUCUCUUGGCGGUGCUGCCGUUCUUCUUCUCGGAAGGCGAAGCGGUUGACGGCGGCGGGCGUCAGUACUCGGACGACAUUUCGUGGAACCAAGUGGCGUAUGUGCAAACGCCGCAGUACUUUGAGGACACGCCGCAACUGACGGAAAUGGGCGAUCCGUGCGGGCACAAGAACACGAUCUUUUUCGACGCCGUGCAGUGCGGUCGUGAUGGGUUUGAUUCGGCAGCUUUUGCCGGGACCAACGCGGUCUUUCGUCGGCAAGCGUUUGACUCGAUUGGCGGCAUCCAGUACGGGACCCAAACCGAAGAUGCGUACACGGGCAACAUCCUGCACACUGCCGGGUGGGACUCGGUGUACUUCCGCAAGGACUUUGAAGGCGACGCCAAGGACCGCAUCCGUUUGUGUGAAGGUGCUGUGCCUGAUACGGUGGCUGCCUCGUUGGGUCAGCGCAAGCGUUGGGCGAUGGGUGCCGUUCAAAUUUUGCUCAUGAAGGGCCAUUCGGAAGUCGAUCCGGACUGGCGCCCGCCGCGCGUGCCGACUCCGGACCCGAAGCCGAGCUUGCAAUUUCCUCGCAAGUUGUUCUUCUACGAUUCGGUGUUCUAUCCGUUUGGGUCGAUUCCUGCGCUGUGCUACGUCUUUAUCGCUAUCUACUACCUCAACACGGGAUCGGCGCCCAUUUUCACGCCCGGCAACCAAAUGUUGUACACGUUUUUGCCGCUCAUGCUUUGUCGUUGGAUGCUCAACUUGCUCGCGAACCGCAGUGUCGACUCAAACGACGUGUGGCGCGCUCAGCAGACGUGGUUUUCGUACUCGUUCAUCACGGCGUUGGCUAUUGGAGAGGCUUUUCGUUGGCGCUUGACGGGUGUCAUUUCCGCGUGGGCGAACACGGGUGCCGGGCAAAAAACGUCGUGGACGGAAAUCCCCAACGUCCUCAUGUACUUCACGCUGGUUGUGAGCCAGUGCGUGGGUCUGAGCCGCUUUUUUGCGUACGAAAACGCGACCGCGCCGUGGAAUUACAUCUCGGCCAUGUUUUUUGGGUUCUGGAUUAUGAGCAACUUGUACCCGAUGGCCAAGAUGAGUAUCACCGAGUACGCUGGGUGGGACCACACACGCGCGACGUUUACCGCCAACGUGUUUGGGUCGCUCAUUCUCGUGGCAGUCGUUGUCUUCGUCCAAGUGUGGCAAUCGUCGUACAUGAUCAACCAGUACACGGCGCAAGGGAUCAUUGCGACCACGUCAACGUCGACGGGCAGUGCGGCAACCGGCAAUUAAAGUUAUCGCGUAGUUUUGCUUAAAAUAUCACACAUCUGUAUACCACAAGAA
Messenger RNA from Aphanomyces invadans, 3607 nucleotides. RefSeq lists its product as hypothetical. Gene Ontology annotation, cellular component: membrane. NCBI's taxonomy places the organism in Eukaryota, Oomycota, Saprolegniomycetes, Saprolegniales, Verrucalvaceae. Bases 113 to 3556 code for a protein of 1147 amino acids. The record is from RefSeq and is a predicted model, not a curated record. Gene Ontology annotation, molecular function: cellulose synthase (UDP-forming) activity. Gene Ontology annotation, biological process: cellulose biosynthetic process. The transcript is spliced from 2 exons.